AUGUCGCUCGCAUCUGGUGUUUCCAUCGCGGAUGAGUGCAUCACUGCAUUCAACGACUUCCGCAUGAGCGGAGGCUCCAAGACAGACAAGACCAAGUUCAUCAUCUUCAAGAUCGCCGACAACAAGAAGGAAGUCGUCAUCGACGAGUCCUCCAAGGACGAGGACUACGAGGUCUUCCGCAGCAAGCUCGAGGCUGCUAAGGACAGCAAGGGUAACCCCGCUCCCCGCUACGCCGUCUACGAUGUGGAAUACGAGCUCGGCGGUGGUGAGGGCAAGAGAAGCAAGAUCAUCUUCAUCUCUUGGGUCCCCAGCGACGCUCCCACUCUCUGGUCCAUGAUUUACGCCAGCACCCGUGAAAACUUGAAGAACGCCCUCAACAUCCACAACUCCAUCCACGCUGACGACAAGUCCGACAUUGAGUGGAAGACCGUCCUGGCCGAGGCCAGCGGUGGCAAGGCUGGUAAAUAA
Aspergillus aculeatus ATCC 16872 is the source of this 468-nucleotide messenger RNA. Its product is annotated as actin-binding ADF family protein. The coding region runs from base 1 to 468 and encodes 155 amino acids. Gene Ontology annotation, molecular function: actin filament binding. The record is from RefSeq and is a predicted model, not a curated record. Gene Ontology annotation, biological process: actin filament severing; cell motility; actin filament depolymerization. NCBI's taxonomy places the organism in Eukaryota, Fungi, Ascomycota, Eurotiomycetes, Eurotiales, Aspergillaceae. The transcript is spliced from 5 exons. Gene Ontology annotation, cellular component: actin cortical patch; cytoplasm; actin cytoskeleton.